Messenger RNA from Argiope bruennichi, 4752 nucleotides. RefSeq names its product sedoheptulokinase-like. NCBI's taxonomy places the organism in Eukaryota, Metazoa, Arthropoda, Arachnida, Araneae, Araneidae. Gene Ontology annotation, molecular function: sedoheptulokinase activity. Gene Ontology annotation, biological process: carbohydrate metabolic process. Bases 37 to 1455 code for a protein of 472 amino acids. The record is from RefSeq and is a predicted model, not a curated record. The transcript is spliced from 5 exons. Gene Ontology annotation, cellular component: cytosol.
AACUCCAUUCAUUCCACGGAAUUCUUCUCUGGGAAGAUGUCCGGCCCUCAGUCGUCGCCCAGCAAACAUCCGCAACAUCUAGUGCUGGGCAUCGACAUCGGUACUACGACGGUCAAGGUAUGUUUGGUGUCGGCCCACAAUCGUCAGGUGGUCCAGUCCGGGUCUCGAGAGACCAAGUCUUCUUUGGCCAGCGAAUUGGGUCCGCUGGGCAGCGAACAGGACGUCCACAAAAUAUGUACCGCUCUGCAGUUUUGUGUGUCCAGGCUGCCCAAGGAGAUGUUGGUUAGGGUGACUCACGUGGCCGUGUCCGGCCAAAUGCAUGGAUGUGUUCUAUGGAAAACAGGGAAUGGAUGGAAGAGGAAUAAUUUUGGAAGAUACGAGACAGAACAGGUGAGCGUCCUGUACACGUGGCAAGAUGGACGCUGCAGUGCGGAAUUCCUAGCGUCACUACCAAAGCCGGAUUCUCACCUGAGGCUGAGUGCCGGACACGGAUGUGCCACGUUGUUAUGGCUGGCCAGGAAUAAGCCAGAGCUGGUGGCCGAAUAUGACGCCGCCGGCACGGUGCAAGACCUUGUGGUGUCCAUGAUAACCGGCUUGGAGCGUCCUGUCAUGUCCGCUCAGAAUGCAGCUGGAUGGGGAUACUUUGAUACAGAGACCAGGACGUGGAAUAGAGACAGAUUAAAAGAAGCCGGCUUCCCACUGCAUCUUCUGCCCGAAGUGACCAUCGCCGGGAACAUUGUGGGCCGUAUGCCCUGCGCCUGGUAUGGCAUCCCCGAAGGAACGCCCGUGUUUGCCGCCCUGGGAGACCUACAGUGCUCGGUCUUCUCAAGCAUGGAGACGGAGCACGAUGCAGUAAUGAAUCUGAGUACCUCUGCUCAACUGUCCUUCCUCCUACCUGAAGAUUUCAAACCUCCACCUUGCGUUUCCACAUCACCAGUAGAGUAUUUUCCUUACUUCAAUGGCCGCUACCUGGCGGUGGCUGCCUCACUUAACGGAGGAAACGUUCUUGCCGCUUUCGUCAAGAUGUUGCAACAAUGGACACACGAACUGGGACUAGGAGUUCCCGAAAGUAAAAUUUGGGAGCGAAUCACCGCAUUAGCUCAGGACGACACAUCUACAGACACUGACAUGGAAAUCUGCCCAACUCUCUAUGGCGAACGCCAUCGAUUCGGCGAACAAAGGGCCGUUGUCCGGAAUAUUGACCCCUAUUCCCUCGGUCUUGGCAAGGUGUCCAGAAGUCUCUUCAGGGGUCUCAUCUCCAAUUUGAGAUCCAUGAUGUCCAGGGAGACCCUUAUAGAAGCAGGUAUUCAGAGAAUAAUCGGAAGCGGAACAGCCCUCACCAAGAACCCGGUCCUUCAAAAGGAACUAGAGACACAAUAUGAUUUGCCAGUGGUGUAUGGCACUGGGAGUGACGCAGCCGUCGGAGUGGCGUUGGCCGUUCUGCCAUAUUUGUGAUAAAAAGUUCCAAUUGUGGUUCUGCAGACGACUUAAUAAAUAUUCUUGGCAGGGGUAGACGAAGUGCAGCGUGCGACAUGGCGUUCCAUUUACAGUUCGUCCCGAGUCAUUUUCUUGUUUUCACUACCUGCAUGAAUUGUUACCUCUCCGAACAUACCUAUGUGAUGUUACCUGUCUGCCGUUUUCAAACGAUUCUUAUUCUCAAACCAUGUCAUAAUACCACAGCUUAUGAUUUGUUAUGUGGAUGAAAAUUGAUUCUUGUUUAUUAUAUAAAAGAACAUUACUUAUUUAUUUUUUGUUUAUAAAUAAAUCUUAUAUGCAGUUUUUUUAAGCCAAAAGAAAUAAAGCGGUCCAAUAUAUGGAAAAAUGCAUAUUGAAACAAAAUGCAAUUUUGUUUUGUAUAAACCAAAUAUAAUUUUAUUUUGAGAAAAUCGCAUGAAAACGGUAUUUAUUGACAGGAUACGUUUUUAAACAGCCACAUAUAAGCCUUACCUCUUCUAACCAUUUUACUUUUUAUGGUCCAUUUUAUAUUAAUAUCCUCAAUGCUAUGCAAGCCUUUCUUAAAACAAAUAUCGAAACUAUCGACGAUGUUAUAUGUUCAUAAUUAGUUAAUGUAAUAGAAAGUCUGCCGUAAUGCCCUAUAAUCUUGUUCGUAGUUGUUUUCAUGUAAAAGCUAUAGCAGAAAUCUAGCUUACGUUAGAAAGGAAAAAUCUAAUUUUCCUAUAAUAUAAAAGUGAAAUAUUUUCUCCGUUAAAAGCCCUACUAUAAUGAAUUGUAGUCAGUUUACAAGUUUAAUUUGCGAGAUAGAACAAUACUAUUGUCGUCAAUUGCUUAUAAUGAAGCAAUAAUAUGUAAUCUGCGAUUAUAUUUAAAUCUAAGGCCAAAAUAUAAUCUCUUUCCUAGAUAAUGUUGGACAAUAUUGCAGUAAUCGAUAUUUUUAUAACAGAUUUUAAGCUAUAAUAAUGGUACAGAUGUUCUACAGUUACGAAAUUUACUGCUACUACUGUAAUUUUGUAAUUGUAUAUUUUACAAUAGCUUUUUUGAAUAUAAGUUUUUUGAAAAUUUGAAAUACAAUCAUUUGUUAAUAUUUGCUUUGUUCGCUAAAAUUAUGAUAAAUUUUCGAAAUAUUAUUUUACAGAUAUUGCUGUUUUUUCACCCUUUUUUCCAAUUUUUCAAAGUUUUCAUUUAAAAAUUUAAUUUCUAUAAUAUUUUUUUUACUAUAUCGUUAAAAAGCAAAAGCUUUAAAAAAUAUAAAUAAAAAAAAAACUGUGUGUAUUUCAUUUGAUUCAUCUUCUACUUUAUCUUAGAAAAUUUACAGAUAGUUAAAUUUAUUUUCUGCUUCCGUUAAAAGUUCAUUUAUUUAUUUUUCUUUCUCUGUUUCUCUCUCUAUAUAAAUAUACGUAUAACGAAGCAAACGAUAUUGGAAAUGUAGAGGUAUUCCGAAGGAAACACAAUCACAGUGAAUCAAAAAUUAAUUUAUUCUGUAGGAGUUUCGUUUCGAAAUUAAAUGGAAAUCUACAAAAUUGGUGUCAAGAAUUCAUCAUUUAUUUAGCUGAAAGCAUUUUUAGUUAUAAUGUUUAUAGAUACAUAAUUUCAAGUAUAUGUUUUCUGGACUGAAUGAAUUCUGGAAUAGAGAAUUAUUCAAAAUAUGUCGACUGUUUAGAGUGUAAUACUAUCUUUUUAUAUGUGAAAGUAAAAAUGAUACGGUAAAUAUAUCGAAACGUUUCAUACUGUGAACGGAAAGAAAAAAAAAUUCUAGAAUAUUCUUAAAGAAUCCACUGAGAAAAAUCCAAAGAAAAGAGCAAAAAGCUCAGUAACGUUCGAGAUUUCUAAAUUAUAUAUAAGAAUAUUCUUUCUUAUAAUGCUAAGAAUAUUUUUAAAAAUAUUCUUAGCAAUGUUUUUAAAGAAUCCACUGAGAAAAACCCAAAGAAAGUUUUAAAAAAUCAGCAACAUUCAAGAAUUCCGAAAGUUAGUGAUUUUUAUGCUCUCUUUUCCUUGGAUUUUUCCCAGUGUAAUAUUCUCGAAAAAAUAUUCUUAAAGAAUUCGCCGAGUAAAAUCCAAAGAAAACAACAACAACAAAAAAUCAAUAGCAUUCAAGAAUUCUGUUAUCAAUGGACCGAAAAUUGACAUUUAAAGCUUUCUUUUAAAAGUUUUUCUAAUGUGCCAUAUGUAAUUUCAUCUCUUUUCAAAUUUCAACAAAGAAUUGUUAAUUCUUCGGACAGUACGCCUGCUAAUAAGCGAUAGUGCUAAUGGACUUAUGUAUAUAUUUAUAAUUAUAAGGGGGAAAAAACCCAAAGAAACAAUUCCCCAACCGCAAUCACUGGUACAAUUUCGCCAAUAUUUAUCAUAAGAAGCUUAAUAUCUUUAGAUGUGUCAUCAGUGAUUGCCUGCCUACUGUCUCCGUUUGCGAGAUAAGUUUUAAAAACAUAUGUUUAUGUUCAUCUUCUAUAGUGAAACAUUACUGAAUUAAGCAGCCACAAACACUGUGCCGAUUUCGAAAAUUUUAAUAUUUUUUAUAUAUCAAAUAGCUUUAACAACUGAACUGAUUGCGGUAAUUUCCAGACAUUACUAAACAUUCAAAAUUGCUAACAUUCAAUUUAUUGUUUAAUUGAAAACAGUGCUUUCUUUUAUAGUGAUAAUACAUAAUUCGUCAAUGGCAUGUUUGGUACAAUGAACGGUUGGCGAACAGCUGGUCGCCUAAGACAGUUUGUUAUAAUAAAUUUCAAAUAAAUAAUUUUGGGAAAACUCAAAGAAAGAAAAAGAAGUCUUGAUUUCAAAUUUAGUCUUCAUUUACCGAGUUUUUGACUACUCGAGAUACAACGGCCUCAGUCAGCACGGAUAAACGAGGUCCCAUUACAUUAUAUUAGCAACGAAACAGCCAAGAGAAACGAAGAAUAACAUCUGUGCCUUUCUCUAUUACUAUCAAGAGAAACUAUUUUUGAGAUUGUUCAGAGCUAAAUGUUCUGUUAAUGCCAUUUUGUUUAUUAUUCAAUCAACGGCAGCUGUGACUGAAUGAGCUUGCUUUAAUCUUUUUAAAUGCUUAAGAAAUAUAAGGACGCCAAAGUAACCAUUUCAAUGCACUAAAAUCUUGUAUUAUUGUAAUUAUCAUUACCUGCAAAUUCAUUAAUUGUUAUAUGUCACUGCCACUAUGCUUUAAUUAUAAAUAUUUGAAAUUAUGUACUCUUAAUAUAUUAUGUUCUCAAUAUUAUUAUGUACACACAUGCUGUAUGAGAAAAAUUUCAACUUGUGUUCAUGUUAGUUGUUUCACAUUUUUAGUGAAUAAAAUAUUCAUUUUCA